CGGGCAGGUGCCAACAUGGCAGCGGCGGGCGCAGGCGGAGGGGACGCGGCGGCUGGGGUGGCGGCUGGAGUCGUCGGCCCCCCAGCGGGACACCACCAGCCUGGGCUGUCCAGCGCAAGUCACCACCGCUGGUUGAAGCAGGCCUCGCUGGCUGUGCUGGUGGUGCAGAACGCCUCGCUGAUCCUCAGCAUCCGUUACGCCCGGACCCUCCCCGGGGACCGCUUCUUCGCCACCACGGCCGUGGUCAUGGCGGAAGUGCUGAAGGGAGCCGCCUGCCUUCUGCUGCUGUUUGCCCAGAAGAGGGGGAACGUGAAGCAUUUUGUGCUCUUCCUGCACGAGGCGGUCCUGGUCCAGUAUGUGGAUACGUUGAAGCUGGCAGUGCCCUCCCUCAUCUACACCCUCCAGAACAAUUUGCAGUACGUGGCCAUCUCCAACCUGCCUGCCGCCACCUUCCAGGUCACGUACCAGCUGAAAAUCCUCACCACAGCCCUGUUCUCAGUCCUCAUGCUCCGCCGGAGCCUGUCCAGGCUACAGUGGGCCUCCCUGCUCCUGCUCUUCCUGGGUGUGGCCCUGGUCCAGGUCCAGCAGCAGCCUCCGUCCGCCUGUUUGGCUUCCAGGUGGAUCCACUCUUUGCACUGGGGGCCGGCCUGGUCAUCGGGGCCGUCUACCUCUACAGCUUGCCCCGAACUGCUGCCGUGGUCACCCCUCCCCCUCUGAACACAGCGCCGCUGGCCAGUGGCCGCCAUGCGGACCCUGAGGAGGAGCCCUUCCUGCCCAAGUCAGUACUGGGGAAGUGACAUCUGGGAGCAGAGCUGGAGUUUGGGGAGACACCAGGGGAUCCACAUCUUCCCAGCCCUUCCCCCUAGUUCUCCACUGCCACACACCCCAAAAGAACCCAUCUCCCUCCCUGCCUCCCUUGGCCCAAGGCCUCUUGGGGUACUCUGACUCUUGCUGGCCCCUGUGGCAGGGUCUAUGUAGAGACCGAUCUGAAAGAUGCUCUAAGAUCCUAGUGGGGCAAGAGUGGCUAAUUACUUUUCUUCCCUUCCUGUGCUUUGCCACAUCUGACUGGGCCCCUCCUUCAGGGCCUUACCCAGCUCUCUGGGGGUCAGUAUUUGCUCUUCCUUUCUCCACAUUCAAUGCCCUGACUUCUACCCCUUCCCAGCCUCAUCCUCAGGGUCUGCACCAUGCUAGAUGGGGCAUCGGGACAUGCUUCCCAGCACCCGUUUCCCGUAAUCCAGUGUCUUCUCCAUUUCCACGGUUGGGCUUCCUUCUUUUCACAUCAUUCAAAGCCUUCCUCUCAAAUCCCUGUUCUAGUCUCAUCUCAGGCUCCAAGCUAGCCAGGGAAAAGUUCCCUUACUAACCUUUUCCAGCAUUUGAUGUCUCACAACAGAAUGGCCUAACCUCCGUUUCCUUUUGUCCAGGGCUAGCUUCUGGGGGGGAGGGGCAGGAGAGGGAGCUUUCUGGUUCCCUGCCCCAUCUCUAAUCCCCAAAGGGGAAGUGAUUCAGGAGGGGUGUCCCAUUGGAUACCUUAUGGGAUUGGGGAUGGAUGGUGCAAUAAGACUAAGAAGGGAGAUCGGGCUGGACGGGAAAAGGGCAUUAGCCGAUCUCUCAAAAGAGUCCUGGGUUACAAAUUCAGUCAGAACGUGAACUAGAGAAGGGUACAGAGGAGUUGGGAGGACGAGAGAAAAAAAGGCCCAUCUGAGACCAAAGAUGAUUAUUGGUUGGGGGGGGGGGGGGAGAGAGAUGGGGUUCAAGCUUUAGAUUCUAAAGGUGUCCGUCCAAUCAUGAGUCAGAAAGUAAUUUUGUCCCCUUCCCUCCCCCUCACUGUGAUUAACCUGUUAACCUACCAUUCCCUAAAGGCCAGGGAGGGGAGGGGCUCCUCCCACUGCUUGGCCAGGUUUUCUGAAGGGAAAGGGAGGGAAGGGGAAUGAUCACCAGUUCUAAUUUUUUAAAGACAGGAAAACGAUCCAUCUCUUCGUUGGCUGGGUGAUGCUGGGCAGGAUCAAGUGUACAAAUGCCAAAAUAAAGAAAUUAUAUUUAUGUA
Molecule: messenger RNA, 2044 nt
Organism: Antechinus flavipes (yellow-footed antechinus)
Lineage: Eukaryota; Metazoa; Chordata; Mammalia; Dasyuromorphia; Dasyuridae
Gene: SLC35A2
Product: solute carrier family 35 member A2
Exons: 5
Coding region: 16-717 (233 amino acids)
Biological process (GO): pyrimidine nucleotide-sugar transmembrane transport
Cellular component (GO): Golgi membrane
Molecular function (GO): UDP-galactose transmembrane transporter activity
Source: RefSeq, a predicted model, not a curated record